Molecule: messenger RNA, 1187 nt
Organism: Chaetomium fimeti
Lineage: Eukaryota; Fungi; Ascomycota; Sordariomycetes; Sordariales; Chaetomiaceae
Product: Brix domain-containing protein
Exons: 3
Coding region: 111-1058 (315 amino acids)
Biological process (GO): rRNA processing; ribosomal large subunit assembly
Cellular component (GO): nucleolus
Molecular function (GO): rRNA binding
Source: RefSeq, a predicted model, not a curated record
CACCAAGAACAUUUAUUCCAACCACCUAGAACCGCUCUGCCGCGUUCAUCCGCUCUCAUCUCCAAGCCCCGAUUCCCCAGCCUGCCUUUUCAGGGGAACACAUCGACAAGAUGGCAGCAGUAUACAAGUCACUAUCAAAGAGCGCCUCCAAGGCCGGCAAGGACACGGAUGCCAAUGGCACUGUUGUUGAAAGGAAAAACAAGCAGAGGGUGCUUAUCCUUUCGUCAAGAGGCGUCACCUACAGGCAUCGUCAUCUCCUCAAUGAUCUAGCGGCGAUGCUUCCCCACGGCCGGAAAGACGUCAAGUUCGAUUCCAAGUCGAAGCUGUACCAACUCAACGAGCUAGCGGAGCUUUACAACUGCAACAACGUGCUUUUCUUCGAGGCGAGGAAAGGAAAGGAUCUGUAUAUGUGGCUUAGCAAGGUCCCCAACGGCCCGACAGUCAAGUUUCACGCCCAAAACAUGCACACAAUGGAGGAACUCCACUUUACAGGGAACUGCCUCAAGGGCUCACGACCAAUUCUUUCCUUCGACGGUGCCUUUGAGACGGAACCGCAUCUCCGCGUUAUCAAGGAGAUCUUCCUACACAUCUUCGGCGUUCCGCAAGGCGCGCGCAAGUCCAAGCCUUUCAUCGAUCACGUUAUGGGCUUCACCGUGGCCGACGGCAAGAUUUGGAUCCGCAACUACGAGGUCCGGGAGGUUGAGAAGGUCAAGGGCGAAGGCGGCGACGAGGAGGAGGAGGCGGCGAAGAGCAAGGGGCGCAAGAGCAAGGGUGGUGACAGCGACACGGACGUCAGCCUCGUUGAAAUCGGGCCGCGGUUCGUACUCACGCCGAUUAUUAUCCAGGAGGGCGCGUUUGGUGGGCCGAUCAUGUACGAGAACAAGCGGUUCAUCUCGCCGAACCAGGUCCGUUCCGACCUGCGGAAGGCGAAGGCGGGGAGGCAUGUCGCGCGGACGGAGCAGCAACGGGAUACGCUGGCGCGGAGGAGAGGUCUUGGGUUGGAGGACGGCGGGAAGAAGGACCGCAGUGGAUUAGAUACCCGCGAACUGUUUGCUUAGAGUUUGGAAUGGAUUCUGGGAUGGCGUUCUUCGGGGAGACAUAUUACUGAGUCUUGUGUGCGGAUGCCAUGAUUGUUUCGCGCGCCGGCAAAUCGUAGCUUCGACUUAAAGCCAUCCACCUUUGUCCCC